GCAUCCGCAACGCCCACUUCCAAAAUGGGGAAAAAGCUGUUUGAAAAGGAUGAACCAGCUGCUCUGUGGACAUGAGCACUUGCACGUAGCCUGUACUUCCUGCUCCAGAUUACCUUUUUUUUAUUAAGUCAUAACAAAGUGUUAAAAAUACACAAACUGUGACUGUAAUAUUGCAAAAAUCUUGGGGAGCAACAGUGUAACAAGAAAAGAGAAUAUAUACAACAUGGAUCGUUUACAUUCAAAACAAUGAGAGUAGAUUACAUUUUAGAAUUUAUGAUUUACCAUGUCAGGCAAGACAGCACAAAGCACAUCCUCCAAAAACACAUUCCAAAAACUGUUUCAACAAAAACUGAACAUUAGAACUCUCGUGAAUGAUUAGACAAUAGCUUUGCCUAGCUGUACCCAAUGAGUGAGGCUGGUUCAAACAUUCCUGCAUAAUAGUUUAUUAGUGAUACAUGCAAAGUAAUGUAGUGUAUUUCAGUAAAUUCUCCUCACAUGUUAUACAGCCUUGCCAUGCCCUCUUAAUGAUAUCCUCACCUGCAGAAGCUCAUCUAAAAACUACUACAAAGAUGCACUUCAUCUGGCUGCAUGGCUGCCUCUCUCCCCUUCAUGUCCCUUACCACCUGUCCAACAAUAUUUGCUUGUGAAUCUCUGAUAAUGAUAUAGGUAGUGUGUCAAUAUUAAAGUCUGUGAUAAGAAGAAAUGUCAACCCUCCAGUUUUAUUGAAUAAGUGAUUUGGAGUACAAUACUAAAGGUAACUGCUAUGUUUAAUCCAAGAUUUUAUCAAAUUUAUUUUAAACUUCAAAUAAAGUAGUUUCAAUCAAUAACUUUUAGUCUUGUAGCCUUUAUUUCUUUGACUACAUUACUGUUUUCAUAUGAUGUGGUUUGUUUUCCCAAAUAACAUUUAGAUUUGUUUGGUUAAUAGAAUGUAUUUACUUGGGGUAAACUGGGUAAAAACUACUGAAUUAACAUUCCAUCUUUGUUAGGUAAAUUCAACCUAGUAUUGAAAGGUCUCUUUGGACCCACGGAUUAAACUUUGCUUUGCAUUCUUUUAUUUUCUGCAUUCAAUGAUUGAUUUAGUUUUUGGUCAUUUAUUUGGUAAAUUCCCAGGUAUUUACCUAUAUACAUACGCACAUACACCCAUACAUACUUAGGUAAACUAAGGUAAACUGGCUGGUUUUUGCAACACUUCCGGUUCCUGCUUUGCCGUUUUACUUUACGACAGCUGUAACAUACUAGAAGUGUCAACCGCUGGCUGCAGAGUAAUUUUGAAAGGUAGGUGAUUUUCUCUAACCUGAAGGCAAACAAAAAAGUGAACAACACAGAUACAACACACUGAUGGCUGUCACACACACCUGGCGAAUGAUAUGACGAUAACCAUGAUGCGAAAAAUAACAACACAUUUUCGACAGCUGUCUUAUACGGCCCUAGCUACCUAGCUAAGCCAAAUUAGCCGGAAGCUAGCGAAGCCAGUUUGUCAGCUUUCAUCCUGGGAAUAUGUUUUGAGUGCGGGCAGAAUUCAACGUGACAUCUUCAUAUUUUCAGCCUUAGUACCCUGGAUGCAGUUUUAACACGCUGACUCAUAGCUGGGCUUCUAUAAUUUAAACACGAUGUGGCUACAGCAAAGACUAAAGGGGCUACCAGGCUUGUUAUCAAGCAGCUGGGCCAGAAGACUCCUCAUAGGACUGCUGCUCUUCCUCAUCUUUUACUGGUACCUGGGAGCGGAGCGCAGGUGGAGGCUCUUCAGCGGCUCAGCCAUGUCCGGUGGGGCGGCUGGACAGUGCUUACUGGCUGAAAUACACAGGUGGAAGUCUCUCGUAGAUCGAGGAGAGGGAAUAUACAGCACACCUCAGGAACAACUCGACACACCUUUUGUAUCAGGCAAUGGCCACAUUCUGAUUGAUAUUGACUCUAACAAACUUUGGGUAGCGUCGUCUUCACAGCCCGGCUCGGCUCCGGUGCAUCAGACGGAAUAUGCACCGAGAGUUGGCGUCCAUCUGGAAGGGAAGCGAGCCGAGGCCCAGGCUAGCAUGUUGUGGUUCCGGAAGGGAGCCGUGCUGUUUGUGCGCUGUGCCUCACCAGCCGCUCUGCAGUCAGUCCGUGACUGUGUCACCAUCAGAGAGGAGUUUAUCGCGCACAGAAGCAGACCUAACGUCUACCUCCAGCGAAUCCACAUUAACAACCCGUCUGACAGGGCGGUCUCCUUGGACGUUUCCUCCGACAAUCCCGCCUUCGGGAGUAAGUUCUCCACUAGCAUGGAGAAACUGGAGGACAGAGAGAUAAUGCUCUCCUCUGGCAGAGUGCCUGUGGAGAACAACCGGAUAGUGCUGGUGGUGGUAGUCACCAAAAAGCUGAACAGCAGAAUCCAGGUUUCUGCUAAAUCAGAAUACACAGACAACAUCCUGUCAGUGGUGUGGACCUCAGAGCCCACUGAAUCCACCAAACUUGAGGAGACCUUCAGCACCCUCAGAGAAGGAGCCAAAAAGGAACUGGGGGAGCUGCUGAGGGCCAGUGUGGAUGAGCUGGUUGUAGAUCACCAGCAAGCCUGGAUGGACCUCUUCAUUUCAGGUGUUGAAAUGAGAAAGAUCACUGAUUCCCACACACCUUCGAGCCGCACAGUGAACACCACCCUCUACUACAUCCUCUCCUCCUCCAUGGCUCCCCUGCUGGACCGCAGGCUGAGCAGCGAGGAGCGUGCUCGUCUUGAGUCCAGCCUCAACUAUGCUGACCACUGCUUCAGUGGCCACGCCACCAUGCACGCGGAGAACCUGUGGCCCGAGCGGGUGAGCAGUGCUGCCCAGAUCCUGCAGCUGGUCACACUGUGGACUCUGACUCUGCAGAAGAGAGGCUGCAGGGUGCUGGUGGCAGCAGGUGCCCAUGGAGCCAUGCAGGGUAUGGUGCUCAGCUUUGGUGGCCUUCAGUUCACAGAGAACCACCUCCAGUUUCAGGCUGAUCCAGAUGUGCUACACAACAGUUAUGCCCUGAGAGGGAUCCACUACAACCAGGACCUCAUUAACCUGGCAGUGCUGUUGGAUGUGGAGGGAAAGCCUUUUCUUCACAUGUCUGUGAAGCCACAGGAGAAGCCAGUGAAGCUGUACGCCUGCGAGGCUGGCUGCCUCAAUGAGCCUGUGGAGCUGACAUCAGAAAUCAAAGGUCACACCUUCCCUGUGAUGGUGACUCAGCCCAUCACACCGCUGCUCUACAUCUCCACAGACCUGCGCCACCUGCAGGACCUCCGCCACACCUUGCACCUUAAGGCUAUCCUCGCCCAUGAGGAGCACAUGGCCAACAGGUACCCAGGCCUGCCCUUCCUCUUCUGGUUCAGCGUGGCAUCACUCAUAACUCUCUUCCACCUUUUCCUCUUCAAGCUCAUAUACAAUGAGUACUGUGGCCCUGGCGCUAAACCCCUCUUCAGGAGCAAGGUUGCCAGCAAAAGUGACGAUGGCUUCUGUGACACCGGGAACACUGCUUGAACACUACAGUGCUCUCAUUCAAAAUGUAGCUGUGGUUGUGUUUGAGCUACAUGGGAGAUAUUAACAUAUGGGUUUGCUGGUGCUGAUUCUGCAACAAGCUCACAUAUUUUCUUCCUUUGGCACAUCAAUGUGUCACAGCAUACUUUGACAAUGUAUGACUCUGCUGGUGAGAAGAUGUAGAGACAUGUAGGUUAAAGAUGGGCGUGUGCAGUCUAUACUGUACCUGUUUUAGUUACACAUUUUUUGUCCUUCAGGCUCUAUGCUUCAGCGCAUUCAAUUUGAAAUAACACAUAAUUCCCAAAAAACAUGGGGUUCAUUUCAACUGGGCACUUCAGUACUAGCUAAGAGCUCAUGCAUGGCUCAGGGUUGAUUGAGGUGCAGUUGUUUGUCAGUAUGAGGAGUAAAGAGAUGACCAUGCAAGUAAAGACAACAAUAAUGAGGCUCAAAAAAGCAAUAGUCUAUCAGAACGAUAUCACAGGUAAUUGGUAAUUCUGUGCUUUUCAUUGUGAGGGGGUAGAAUAUCCUCAACUGGCAUAGUCAGUCACCAUAUCUCAGUCCAAAUGAACUGCAUUCCACUUGCUGAAAGACCUGGCUAAAGGCAGUGAGACCCCUCAACAAGCAAGAGCUGAAGGUGGCUGCAGUGAAGGAGCAUUUUCUUUUAACUUCAUGUUUAUCCGUCCAAUUAUAUUUGAACCCCUGAACUUUGGACACUGUUAUGGUGGCUGUGUCUCCCCCCUUUCGAUUAUAUAGGAGUUAUUGUAAUUUUUUUUUCUGCUCCAACUUAACUCAGCACCAAAUCUUCCAAGUAAAAACAGCCUUCUAAGUGUUCUUCCACAAAUGUGAACAGGAUGGAGUGCUUUGAAGCAGAUGCUUUAUUGACCAUGUUUUUAAAGGAAAACUACAGUCUAAUACAUCUUUGGUUUAAGCUCCAUACAUUUGGCAAUUGGACCAAAUGAUUUUAACUAAUACAAUAAUAUAAUGAUACUGUACAGACCAAUAAUUUUGUAUGACCAAAUUUUCUGGGUCAGCUUUGAUCUAGUGGAUUGACUGUAGUUGGGCUCACUUUUAUGUUACUCCCCAAAAACACAAACAUCUUUGCAAAUAAUUUGCUUAAAUCAUUUGUUUAAAAGUUGUCUGGCUGUUUCAUGAUGUUUUGUAAUGAAAGGUGUUCAGCAGGUGCAGUGUUGUCAUAACCAACAGAACCAAUGGCCAGAGCUAUUAAAAUAACACCCAACCUGUGGAAAUCAGAUUUUCUUCAAAAUCACUAGUAAAGCUCCUCUGCUCACUAGUAAUUGAAACCAUGGAUGUAUUAUCAGAUGGAUUGCUCACCCUGUCAUUGGGUUUUACUUUUCACAUGUACAUUAGUUUUUCUCCGGCUGGCCCUGCCCUCACAUUUUGUGCUGAGGCUAUAGACUUAACACUGAAUGUCACACACAUGAAAAACAAUUUUCUAGGCCUCCAUGAAUUAAAAAAAUGAUUACAUAAAGAAUGAUAACUGGCUGUCUUAUUUAUACAGGGAGCUCUAUGGGGAAAGACUUUUUUGGGCUGCAGGGGAUCUUUUUAGUUGUAGUGGUGCAGUGGUCACUGCACAAGACUCCAUGUCAAUGCUGUAUCCAGCUCUCUUAAUACAUUUAAACAUUCAAACAUUCAAGCAUGUUGCACUUGUGGCUAUACCCUCAUCAGUGAUGUCACAGUGGGUAUUUAUUCCUCAACAGCCAAUUGGAAACAUCUGCUGUGACAUCACUAGGGGUUGGGGCAGGAAAGUGACAUGCUUGAAAGUUUUAACCCAACCCAAAAUAAAUUUUCAGUUACACUUUUUGAUCAGGGGUAAAUGUUGGGUGCCAGUAUACACACAAUUGCCAUUUACUUCAUGAGAUGCUUUUACAUCUGAACUUAUGUAUAAUGUAAAUGCCAGUUGCUAAUGGACUCUUGGCACAUUUAUUCUGACACAUUGAGUUCAUUUGACUACAUAACAUGAUUCUAGGGUAAAAAUACCUUAGUAAAUAUUAAUGAGGUACAAAAUAUGUCAGAUUUUUUUUUCUUUUGUCAAUUAAAAUUAUUGUCAUUUCUCUUUAUGAUUUACAUGUUAUUUCUAACUCAGAAUAUUUGAAAAUUGUUCUUUAUCCAGUCUCCUUAUUUCAUGUGAACUACUGAAUGUGCCUUAAUGAAGAAAUGAAGAAAAGAGCUCAUGGGUAUAGCUAUAAUCAGACUUGAUUGUACUUGAAUGGUUUGUGGUCAUGUAAAAGUGAAGCAAAAAAUGCGUCAUUUUGUCUGAUGUUAGGGAGAAUAAAUAACCUUAUUACUGUGGGAAAAUGUAUAAUUAUGUUGUCUGCUGGUUCCAUGUUUUUCUGUGUUUAUGCAACAUUAUGCUAGAGGAAAUCAUUUAAACAUACGGCAUAUGGGGCUUACCACAGGAAUGAUUAUAUUACUAUUAUCCAAUUAAAAUGGAUUAAUUUAAAGUUGUAAUAUUUUUAUAUCAACACCUGCCUAUGUGUAAUGUGAAAAACGUUUUACUGACUUGGUUCAGUCUCAGCACUCUCAUCAUCCUUUUUUCCAGCAGCAGCUGCCAGCUGCACUAAAAAUCAACUGUCAACUACCUGCUCAGUGGCAAACCGCAGACAGACACAGAUCAGCUCGUGAACAUACUGUAUAUAACUCCAGAUAUUUUCCUACCUUUAUCAAGUGAACACAAGCACCACUCCAAAUGAAUGCUAAUGUUGUGAUGGUAUAGUGAUGUAAUGACAACGAUAAAGGUAAUAAUUUGUCAGUGUUGUGUUGAUGGUUUGUUUGUUGCUGCCCCCAAGUGUCUUAAAAAUCAGUGAGUAGACAUGACAUUCAUGGGAGGGUUGCUAGAGGGAAGCCUCUGCUCUCAAGAAAAGAGCAAAGUUGCCCCUUUAAAGUUUGCUAGAGAGCACUUGGAAAACCAGAGGCUGGCAAGUCGAUUCUCUGGACAGAUGAGUCCAAAAUAGAGUUAAUUAGCCACAGUCAAACCCAACAUGUUUAGAGAAAAGCCAACACUGCGUAUCAAGAAAAGAACCUCCUCCCACCAGUGAAGCAAGGUGGUGCAAAUGUGAAGGUCUGGGGCUGCUUUUCUGCUUCUAGCUCCUCCUGGGGAAUCCAGACCUCCACAUUAUCCAAGGAACCAUGAAUUCUCAGGUCUAUUAACAAAUUCUCAACCAGAAUCUCCUGCCAUCAGUCAGGGAGUUGAAGAUGGGCUGAAAAUGGGUUAUUCAACAAGACAACAACCCAAAGCACUCCAGCAAAACUACCAAGGAAUGGCUUAAGAGAAGAAUAGUACUCAAAGUCUGGAUCUCAAUCUGAUACAAAUGUUGUGGCUAAACCUGAAGCGAGCGGUACAUACCAGAUGUCCCUUCAACCUCUCUCAACUGGUUAAGUUCUGCAAGGAAGAGUGGGCAAAAAUCCCCAAAAGCAGAUGCGAGUGACUGGUUAGUGGGUACAGAGGACAUUUGGUUGAAAUAAUGGCUGCAACAGGAGUGCCACAGGCUAGUAACUAAAAUGGUUCACAUACUUUUGCACAUUGCAAAUUUUUAGUUUUUGCAAGAUUAACCACUUUUGUUGAAUAAAUAAUGAAAAUAUA
This is a messenger RNA of Lates calcarifer (barramundi perch), 7071 nucleotides long. Its product is annotated as KIAA2013 ortholog. Lineage: Eukaryota; Metazoa; Chordata; Actinopteri; Centropomidae. The record is from RefSeq and is a predicted model, not a curated record.